CAACCUCCUUACUGUCAGGCAAAGAUCAUUUAACUGGUAAGAGAUGGGGAGGGGAGGAUGAAAAUUAGCAGAGAUAAAGAAGUACAUGGCGAAAUAAUAAGAGGGAAAUUCAACAAGAAGACAUAAUAAUCUUAAAUGUGUUUACACCUAACAACAGAGCUUCAAUAUAUAUGAAGGAAAAAUGAAACCUGAAAUAGAAAAAAAAACCACAAGCAUGUGGAAGUCAGCAAAGAUAUAGAAGAACUGAACAAACCAUCAACCAUCUUGACCUAAUUACCAUUUCUUGAAAACUCCACCCAACAACAGCAGAAGACAUGUUGUUUGUAAGUGAUCAUUAACUACUCAAUAAGAGACCAUAUGCUGGGUUAUAAUACAAACAUUAACAACAAAAUAAAAUCAAUGAACAAGAAACGUUGUGGUAUAUUCAUCCAUUGGAAUAAAACACAGCAACAACAACAACAAAAACAAAUUACUGAUAUAUGCAACAACAUAGAUAAAAUCUGACAGACAUUAUGUUGACUAGAUGAAGUCAGACACGAUACACUUCAUACAGUAUGAUUUUGAUUAUACGAAGUCCAAGAACAGGCAAAUCUCACCUCUAGCAAUAAUAGAACACUGGUUUCUCCGGGGGUGUAUUUCAACUGGGAAAAGGGCGUGAGGGAAUCUUCUUGUGUGCUGGAAAAUUUCCAUAACUUGAUGUCCAAAACCAAACCCAUUGCUGUCGAGUCAAUUAUUACUCAUAGCGACAGUAUAGGACAGAGUUAAACAGCCCCAUAGAGUUUCCAAGGAGCGCCUGGUAGAUUCGAGCUGCCAAUCUUUUGGUUAGCAGUCUAGCACUUAACCACUAUGCCACCGGGAUUUCCAACUUGAUGUCAGAGGAGGUUAUAUGAGUGUUUAUCCUGAUCUAAAAAUUGAUGGUGUUGUACACUUAAGAUUAGUACACAUUAUGUACUUCACUAUAUGUGUGUGUACCUGAGAAAAAAAGUAAAAAUUGUUUGUAAUUGUCAUUUUCAAAAGUACUUCACCUUUUACCUAUUGCCCCUCGGUAUCUUCCUGCCUCUCAUCCUAGAAAAUGCCUCUCUCAAGGGUCCUCAGCUCUUAGAGAGAUCACAUUGGGUUUGCAGAGUUGGUGACCUGCUCCUCGGGUAAGAUACCGGAUAUGGAAGAGAAGACAAACCAUGAAACAGAAGCCAAAGUAAACACAUUUAACAAUUCUGAAGAUAAGCAAAUAUAUAUCAGGAGCAAACAAAUUAUUUCCCUAAAGGACAUGUUAAAAAUUUGUUUUCAAACGGCCAAGGAUGCAAAUACAUCUUUCUCUGCUCCCCAAGGGUAUUAGAAAUCCUUGCUUACUGAAAUCUGUCUUUAAGCUUCUAUACGAAUAUUAGAAAACCUAGGCUCUUCUCUACGGAGGAAAUAAAGACAGCAGUGCACAGACUCCUGUUGUUGUUAUGUGCCGCCGCGUCGGUUCCGACUCAUAGCGACCCUGUGCACAACAGAACAAAACACUGCCCAGGCCUGUGUCAUCCCUACAAUCGUUGUUAUGCUUGAGCCCAUUGUUGCAGCCACUAUGUCAAUCUACCUCAUUGAGGUUCUUCCUCUUUUCCACUGACCCUGUACUUUACCAAACAUGAUGUCCUUCUCCGGGCACUGAUCUGUCCUGACAUGUCUAAAGUAUGUAAGACGCUGUCUUGCCAUCCUUGCUUCAAAGGAGCAUUUGGGUUGUACUUCUUCCAAGACAAAUUUAUUCGUUCUUUUGGCAGUCCAUGGUAUAUUCAAUAUUCUUCACCAACACCACAAUUCAAAGGCCUCAAUUCUUCUUUGGUUUUUCUUACUCAUUGUGCACCUUUCACAUGCAGAUGAGGUGAUUGAAAAUAGCAUGACUUGGGUCAGGCGCACCUUAGUCUUCAAGGUAACAUCCUUGCUUUUCAACACUUUAAAGAGGUCCUUUGCAGCAGAUUUGCCCAACGCAGUGCGUCUUUUGAUUUCUCGAAUGCUGCUUCCAUAGGUGUUGAUUGUGAUCCAAGAAAAACAAAAUCCUUGAGAACUUCAAUCUCUUCUCUGUCGAUCAUGAUGUUUCUUAUUGGUCCAGUUGUGAGGAUUUUUGUUUUCGUUAUGUUGAGGUGUAAUCCAUACUGAAUGCUGUGGUGUUUGAUCUUCAUUAGUAAGUGCUUCAAGUCCUCUUCACUUUCAGCAAGCAAGGUUGUGUCAUCUGCAUAAUGCAGGUUGUUAAUGGGUCUUCCUCCAGUCCUGAUGCCGUUAUUCUUCAUAAAGUCCAGUUUCUCGGAUUAUGUGCUCAGCAUACAGAUUGAAUAGGUACGGUGAAAGGAUACAACCCUGACGCACACCUUUCCUGACUCUAAACCAAUCAGUAUCCCCUCUUUCUGUCAAAACAACUGCCUCUUGAUCUAUGUAAAGGUUCCUAAUGAGCACAAUUAAGUGAUCUGGAAUUCUCAUUCUUCACAAAGUUAUCCAUGAUUUCUUACAAUCCACACACUCAAAGGCCUUUGUAUAGUCAAUAAAACACAGGUAAACAUCCUUCUGGUAUUCUCUGCUUUUAGCCAGGAUCCAUCUGACAUUAGCAAGGAUAUCACUAGUUCGCGGCAAAGGCAUUAAACCGCAGGGACACUAGGUGGAGCCCUCCGGGUAAGCGCACGGAGCCCCUCCCCUACGGCACCGGUAGCGCCAGAAACAGGAAGCGGAAGUGCUGGUCUAGGGGCCGGAAGUGUUUUGACGCGUGGCCCCUCAGUAGUGUGGGGUAUGUUUUCUGUUUCUAUAUGUUCUGCCUGGUCCUGCAGCAGGUACAGCCCACGGGGCUGAGGGCUCUGCGCCUGCUCUUCUGCGCACUCCUGGCCUCUCUGCCCUCCCAGAGCUGCGGGACUUCUUGUAGCCGGGCUGUGCGGGGCCCUCCCGCAGCCGCCGCCGCCGCCGCUCUCCUGCCGCCUCCUUGGGUGUCCCGGCUCACCCGGGCGCAACUCCUUUCUGAACUGCCAGAGUCGGGAAGCCGGGUAGGCGAGUGGCGCUGUGUCUCUGGGUGGAUUAACAGGUCUCAUGUGUGGCACAGGGAGAAUGUCCAGUCUAGGCAGCUGGGGACCUAGGGCAGCCAUCUUGCACGUCUGUAAAUCAUAAGUAAGGAUUUCAACUGCUCUUACUGGCUGCAUGGACCAAACAUCAUUCAUCUGCCUCGAGGCUUCCCAGUGACCCUGCUUCCACUCCCAUCCCUCUUACCUUAAAUGGCUUCUUGGGCUUAGAAAGCACAUUUACUUAGACUUCCAGAAGCCGGAGCAAGAAAAUGGACUCAGUGGUCAUUGAGGAUGUGGCUGUGGUCUUUACUCAGGAAGAGUGGGCUUUGCUAGAUCUUGCUCAGAGGAAACUCUACAGAGAUGUGAUGAUGGAAACCUUCAGAAACCUGGCAUCAGUAGUGUCUGGAAACGUUAAUGAUGGAGAAAAAUUAUCCAGUGAACAUACAAUAGCGCAAUUCACGAAGAAUAACAGUUCGUCCUCUGUGUUAGGAGAAAUCUUCAGAUUGUUUGUCAGUGAAGAUCAGCCUCAAAACCAGGGAAGACAUUUUAGAAAACAUACAGUAGAGAACCUCGGUGAGUGUAAUGAAGACAAUCAGUGUGGAAAAACCUUCACCUGGAUUCCAAAUAUUACUGUGGUAAGAAGAAAUCCUCUAGAAGUAAAUCCUCUUGAAUCCUGUGAGUGUGGAAAUGCCUUCGUGUAUCAGUCAUCACAUAAGCAUCAUACCAGAUCUCAUACUGGAUGCAGUACCUGUCAGGAUAAGGAAUGUGGAGAAGGCUGCACUUGUCCCUCUUACUUAAGCAUUCCUAUGAGAACUCUUACUGGAAAGAGACCCUAUAAAUGUAAGGUAUGUGGGAAAGACUUCAUUUCUAUCUCAACCCUAAAGAGUCCAGUGACAACAGUUACUGGAAAGAAACACUCUGAACGUAACAAAGGUGAGAAAGAUUUUUGUAGUUUCUCAUCCCUUCUGACACAUGUCAGAGGUCGUAAGCAUCCUAAGUGUGAAUGUCAGAAAUCCAAUAGUCAUCCUUCAUCCCCCAUUUUACAUAAAAAAAUUCAUAAUAGAGAUAAGCCUUAUGAAUGUAAGGAAUGUGGGAAAACCUUUAGUCGUUCCUCAGGCCUUAUUACUCAUACUAGAACUCACAGUGGAGAGAAACCUUUUAAAUGUGAGGAAUGUGGGAAAGCCUUUAGUCAGUUCUCAAGCCUCACUAGACAUAUGAAAACUCACAGUGGAGAGAGGCCUUAUGAAUGUAAAGAAUGUGGGAAAGCCUUUCGUCAUGAUGUAUCCCUCACAACACAUAUAAGAACUCACAGUGGAGAGAGGCCUUAUGAAUGUAAGGAAUGUGGGAAAGCCUUUAUUCAUCUAUCACACCUCAUUCCACAUGUAAGAACUCACAGUGGAGAGAAGCCUUAUGAAUGUAAGGAAUGUGGGAAAGCCUUUAGGCAGGCCUCGUCACUCACUACACAUAUGAGAACUCACAGUGGAGAGAGGCCUUAUGAAUGUAAGGAAUGCGGGAAAGGUUUUAGUUGUUCCUCACAACUCAUUACACAUGAAAGAAUUCACAGUGGAAGGAGGCCUUAUGAAUGUAAGGAAUGUGGGAAAGCCUUUAAUAAUUCCACAAACCUCACUGUACACAGAAGAACUCACAGUGGAGAGAAACCUUAUAAAUGUGAGGAAUGUGGAAAAGCCUUUAAACAGACCUCAGCCCUCACUAACCAUAUAAGAACUCACAGUGGAGAAAAGCCUUAUGAAUGUAAGAAAUGUGGGAAAGCCUUUAGUCAAUCUGGAGUCCUCACUAUACAUAUAAGAACUCACAGUGGAGAAAGGCCUUUUGAAUGUAAGGAAUGUGGGAAAGGCUUUAUUCAGGCUUCAUCCCUCACUACUCAUGUAAGAACUCACAGUGAAGAGAGACCUUAUGAAUGUAAGUAAUGUGGUGAAGUCUUUAAGUUUCUUCACACCUCACUUCACUUAUAAGUGAAUAGAGAGCUUAUUAACAUAAUGGAUGUGAGAAAGCAUUUAGUCAGUUCUCAGUCCUUAUUGAAUGUCAGUAAUGUUACAGUGCAGAGGAACCUUAUGAAUGUAGUCAAUGUGGGGUAGCCGUUGCACAUAGCUCUUACUCCAGACAUAAAGAUAGGCAUCAUGGAAAGAACACAUAUAUAUAAAGAAUGUGGUAAAGUCUUUAGUUAUUUUUUCUGCCUCUGUAAAUGUACAGACUCACAGUGGACAGUGUUUUUAUGAAUGUAAGUAAUGUGAGAAUGUCUUCAGGUGUUUAUUCUUUGGAACACAUCUGAGUAGGCAUUCUAGAGGGAAACAACAUACAUUUAAGUGUUGCUGGAUAAAUUUUAUACAUUUUCUUUUUGCAAUCCUGAGAGAAGAUGCAUGUCAGAUUAACUGAAAGUGUAAGUGAUGUGUUAAAAUGUUUUUGUUUCUCCAAAGUCAUUUAAAUUUCCAUGUAUGGAAGGCCCCUCAGCGCAUAUGAGGAAUCAUACUGGAGAAACAUCACGUAAACAAACGUAAGGUACCUGGGAUCAUAGAAGUGCCUUUUUCUAGUUUUAGACAGCAUGUGAGAUAUUACACUGUGGAUUCAUCCUAUUACUGUAAAAGGUGAUUGAGGCCUUCAGCGUCCACGCUCUCAUGAUGCCUAUGAGACCUCACAAACUGCUGAGACACAUUGACUGUAAACAUAGUGAGAAAUCCUUCAAUCACAUAAUAUAUCAGUUUGUGCGCAAGGAGAUUCGUACUAGGGAAGAAAUCUUAUAAAAAUUAAACACGUGGAAUUUAUUACUUCCUUAAUCCCAUGCGAUUCAAGGUCCCCUUUUUAUUUUCUGAUGUAAACAUUAAUGUGAUAAAUACCACUCUAAAUAUCCUUUCAAUUCUAGGACAUGAAUUUUGAUAGUGUUUGCAUUUUGAUUCAUAACAAGAAUUUUGUUCAUUAGAAUGUCUCAUCAGCAGGAGUGUUUUGAAGUCUGUUUUCUUCUUAUCAACUAUGUUGCAUUUAAGCAUCUUUUUAGACUAUAAAGCAGCAUGUUCUCAUUGUAGAAAACUGUUUUUAGCCAAAAAGUGUUUUAAAAAUUAAAUUGACUUAUAAUCUGAGCACUCUGGAUAUGUUGAGUGUUUUCUCUCAGCCUUCCUUGUAUGCAGAGCAAUGUUUUUAACAGAAUCAGGGUUGUACUGUACGUUUAGCGUUGUUGUGGACUUGUUUUGCAUUGCAUCUCAUUUUCCUCUCUGGUUUACUGAUGAAGAAACAGCCCAGAAACUUUUAACCCAAAGGACUCUUUUCAAAUGAUGGUGUAACAAACAGGCUUUUCACGGAAGGAUGGUUCAUUCUGAGGCUCAAAGCAGUUACGUGCCAACACAGUACCCUAGCCUCAUCUAGCUGCAUUGAAGCUUCUGUCCUGCACUGACUCAUAGCCUGUGCUUAGUGACAGAGUCUUAGUUUUGAUAAUUCUGACAUUCCAAGAGUUGUGUCCAGUCAGGAGCUGAGACUGCAGUUUCUUGGUUAGUAUGUGGUCUCUGUUCCACCUGAUGUACACACCCACUAUAGGGCCUAGAAAAGAGAGAAUACCAACAAAGUUUCCUGUAUUAGUAGGGACAAGAUAAGUGGCUGUUCGGCCUGGAGGUUUAUCUAGUGCCACCCUGCCCCUGGUGAGCUGGGAGCUGCCUCACAGACUCUUCAUGUAAGGGGCCUCAAAAUGGAGACUGCAAAUUAGACUUCCCUUUAUCCAGCAAUUUCCCUUGUAGCAUCCUAUGGAAAUCCCUGGGCCCCGUGCUGCUGUAUGUUGAUAGUAGUGGUAGAUAGUGUAAAUCAGUGUCUAUCAGAGGGAAGGGAGUUGUUAGAAAAAUGCCCAGCCACACAUCAGAAUAUUGAUUGCUACUGAAGGAGUUUUUUUAAUAUCCAAAGAGUAAUUCAGUUUUGAAAUGUAAGUUGUUAAAUACAUUAACUCUUAUAAGCAAUAGCACAACCAAAGUGUAGAACAGUACCUCUCUCUCCUCCAAAAAUAGCCCUUAUACUGCCCCUUUUUAGUGAAAUCUUUCCCUGACCAUGAACCCCUGGCAGGAGUCCCUGCAUAUAUGAUGCACUGUGUAGCUUUUUGGUUAUGGAUCCUUAUGGAUCUUUUCACUGAGCAUGGAGUCCUGGUGGCGCAGUGGUUAAGAGCACGGCUGCUAACCAAAAGGUUGGCAGUUUGAAUCUGCCGGCCACUCCUGGCAAGCCCUAUGGGGUAUUCUACUCUGUCUUAUAAGGUUGCCAUGAGUUGAAAUUGACUCGACAGCUACGGGUUUAGUUUUGAUUUAGUUUCAUUUAACAUAAUUCCUUGGAGACACAUCCACAUUGAUGAAUAUAUUGAGUUUGUUCCUUUUUAUUGUGCAGUGGUUCAUUUUAUAUACAUAACACUGCUUGUGUAUUCACCAUUUGGAGGAUGUUUGAGUUUCCAGUUAUGAUAAUGUAGAUAUAAACAAUUCUAAACAUGUUUUAUAUGAACAUAAGGUUUUCAUUUUUCUCACCUGACCCUAGGAGUGGGAUUGUUACUGUAUGGUAGAUGUUACAUUUAAGCUUAUAAGAAACUGUCAGUGUAUUUUUUAAAAAGGACUGUGCCAUUUUGUAUUCUGAAAGCAAUGGAUCAUUUUAGUUGCUGCUGGGAUCUGCAGAGGUUCCUUUCUGAAGGAACUAGCACCGUUCUGUUUGGACUGGCAUCAGGGUAGUCAUUCAGUGGGUGGCUCAUCUGACAGGCAACCCUGCAUUUGCUGAGGAAACGGAAUGGCCUGUAGCAAUCUCGAUUAGACCACAGGUCCAUUGUAUGGGACUCUGAGCUAUGCCAUCAAUGUCACUGCCAGCCUGGCGUGAACCCAGGGCUCAGCCAAGUCUUUUUAGAAGGAACAUAGCGUUUCUUAUCAGUUCCCAGCUUCAGAAUGUGGCCCUUGCACUUGUUACCAAAGUCCACGUGACAGUGGCCAUUCUUGUCUUCCUGGUAUGGAAACUGGAAGUAGAUGUGUUCGUUUGAGAUAACAGGUCAGCCACUAAUCAACCAUUUUACCACUUACUCCCUCCACCUCUUUCUCUAAAGUUUUUUCCUUUUAGCACCUAGCUGUUCUGGUUGAACCAGCCUCAGUGGGCACUUAGGAGCCAUGGCUACUCCUAAAUUCCACUUCAUUUACCCACACCAGCCUACUGCUCAUUCUGAAUUGCUAAGAUCAGGGCACCUACCUGGGGCUUGGGCCCUUGAAAGGAGGCUGGUUAAGAAAUACAAUUUUGGCCUUUUCAUAUGGUGCCUCUACCCUCCUGAAGCCUUCCAAGCAACGGUUGUAUCCUUUUCCAGGAGGAAAAAGCAUUUUCACCUUUGGGUUAAGGUGACUCUGGCCCCAGGUUUAUCCUGUCCUCUUUGACGUGGUGAUUCUAGUGUGUUCCAGUGAAUACUGGGUACAGUUUCUCUAGCUUUAGGUGGCAUUUUUUUUGUUUGUUUGUUAUCAGGUGCCGUCCAAUCAGUUCCGACUUAAGUGACCCUAUGUACAACAGAAUGAAACACUUCAUGGUCCUUUGCCAUCCGCAUAAUCAUUGUUCUGCUUGAGCCCAUUGUUGCAGCCUCUUUUUCACUCACCCUCUACUUCAACUCGCAUGAUGUCCUUCUCCAGGGACUGGUCCCUCUUGAUAACAUGUGCAAAGUAUGUGUGAUGAAGUCUGCCAUCCUUGCUUCUAAGGAGCAUUCUGGCCGUACUUCUUAAAAGAUUUUUUCAUUCUUCUAGCAGGCCAUGGUAUACUUAAUAUUCUUCACCAACACCAUAAUUCAAAGGUGUCAAUUCAUUGAUGUUCCUUAUUCAUUGGUAAGCUUUUGCAUGCCUACGAAGAAAUUGGAAACACUGCAGCUUGGGUCAGAUGCACCUUAGUCCUUAAAGUUACAUUUUGGCUUUUUAAUACAUUAAAAAGGUCUUUUGCAGCAAAUUUGCCCAAUGCAAUGCAUCGUGGAUAUUGAAGUUAGAUUAAUUAUAUUUUGGUGGAAAGAUAAUCUUUUUGAGGUUUUCAGGUGUGCAUUAAGGAGCCCUGGUGGUGCCAUUGUUAUGUGCUUGGCUAGCAUCUGAAAAAUUGGCAGUUCCAACCCACCCAGUUGCUCCACAGGAGAAAGACCUGGUCAUCUGCUACUAUAAAGAUUAUGGCCAUGUAAACCCUAUGGCACAGUUCUCCUCUUUCAGCUUGGGUCACUGUAAGUCAAAACUCUACGCAACAGUGCCUGACAACAAAAGGGUGCCCAUGUAUCUCAACAUAAAUCAAUGCAUGAGUGAAUGAAUUAAUAUAAAUACAAAUUUACCAUAAAGAAAUUGUCUACUCAGCUCUUAAGUCAUCUGUACCUUACCUCACUUGCAUAACCCUAGAAAUCCCCCAGAGCUUUAAAUUGUAGGAGUCUAUAAGAGGAAAUAGACUCCUACAAUUUUUUUUUUUAUAAGAGGAAAGACAAUAUAGGCAUAUUUAUGUCAUUUGUAGAUGGUGGAAUUUAAUUUACCAUAAACCAGAUGAAUUUUUACGGAUGGAUUUUCUCCUAGCUGUUUGAUUUUAACUGCUCUUUAAAUUGAAUUUUCAUUGCUCUUCUAAAGUGGUUCCAGUAAAACGAGCCCUCGUAAACCUGAUCUAGAUUCACCAAUUGUUAAGAUAUUGCCUUAUUUGUCAAUAUAUAAAUACAUUAUUCCAAUGAAACAUUCAGAGGUUAAUCGUGGACAUCCAGCUUGAGAAAUGCCAAGUGUGUUCUUCCCUUUUUGUUUUCUAUGUCCAGGUCUUUGCACCUGACAUAAUACUUUACUAUGUCUUCUCAAGCUGCCCUUUGAAAUCUUGAGUUCAGGUGUUCUACUUCAUCAUUUCUUCCUUUUGCUGUAGCUAUUGUACAUUCAAGAGCAACUUUCAGAGUCUCUUCUGACUUGGAUUUUGGUCUUUCUGUCCUGUCUUUUUCAUCGCCUAAAACUGACUGCCCUAAAAAUCCCGUAUACUCUGCCUAUUCAUCCCUUCCUUUCUCCCGCGGAAUUUGGCAACCACCAGUCUUUUUUACCAGCUUUGCCUGCUCAAGAAUGUUACGAAGUUGGAAAUUAUAUGUAACUUUUUCAGAUUGGCUUCUUUUACUUACAGUAUUCAUUUAAGGUUCUGCCAUGUGUUUCCGUGGCUUGAUAGCUCAUUUCUUUCUAUUGCUAAGGAUAUUCCUGUGUAUGGAUGCAUUACACUUGGCUUAUCCAUUCAUCAAUUAAAAAGCAUCUUGUUUGCCUCCAAUAUUUGGCAAUUAUGAAUAAAGCUGUUAAAAAUAUUUGUGUUAAGGUUUUUGUGUGGACAUAGGUUUCAACUCAUUUGGGUAAAUACCAAAGUAUGCAAUUGCUGGAUUAUAUGGUAAGACUAUGUUCAAUUUUGUAAGAAGGUGUCCAACUAGCUGUACCAUUUUGCAUUUCCAUUAGCAGUGACUGUGAGUUCCUGUUGAUUCACAUCCUGGUGAUGUCAUUGGUUUGGAGUUUAGCCAUUGUAUUCAAUAUGUAGCAGCAUCUUCUUAUUCCUUAUUUUCAUUCUGUGUUUUACAGAGUAGAACUGCUCCAUGGGCUUUCCUUGGCUUUAAUGUUUAGGGAAGCAGAUCAGCAGGUGUUUAUUUUGUGGCUGAACUAGGUGGGUUUUAAUCACCAACCUUUAGAUCAGCAGCCAAACACAAAGCUUUUGUGGUGCUCUGGAACUUUUUAUUUUGAAUACCACAGUCCUUUAUCACACAGAUGUUUUUGGAAAAAUUUUCUGCUAGUUUUUGGUUUCUUUCUUUAUUGUCUUUUUUUGGUAUUUUCCUGGAUAUAUUUUUUUCCAUCCUUUGAUAUUUAAUAAAUUUACAUCUUUGUUUCUGAGAUGCGUCUUGUAGAGAGCAUAUUGGUGGAGGUUUUUUUUUUUUUUUUUAAUCCAUUCUUUCACUCUGUCUCUUUAUGGGUGCAUUUAGGCCAUUUACAUUCAGUGCAAUUAUUGGUAGCUGUGAUUUUAUUGCUGUCAAUUUGUAGUGCUAACAUUGUUUUUGUUCCUCUUACUCUUCUGUGCUGAGUUCCUUUUUUUCCUGUGGAUUUCCAUUGUUUUUGUAGAUUUUGUUUUUAUUGAGACUUUGUUUUUCUUCUUUAUUUUGAUGAGUGGGUUUGAUAACUUUCUCUGUGGUUACCUUGAAAUUUACCCUUAUCUUUCUAGGUUUGAACCAGUCUAUUAUUGGUAUUGCUUUGUUUUUCUCUCCAUUAGAAAGUUCUAUACCUACACCAUUUAUUCCCUCUUUUAUUGUUCUGAUGUUGUUGUCAUUUACAGAUUAACCUUUCUGAUUCCCUGUCGGAAUUGUUUUGGUUUUGGAUAGUCCUUAAGAGUUCUUUUCCUAUCUUUGUAUCUGGCUUGUACAAACUUGCAUCCUAGAUUCAGGCUACGGUCUGAUUUUGUUUGCUCUCAGACCAAAGGACUCCCUUUAAUAAUUCUUGUAGGUUUGGUUUCUACAUAUUCACUUAAUUUCUGUUUAUCUGGAAAUGCCCUAAGUUCACCAUCAUAUUUGAAUGAAAGUUUUGCAGGAUAUAUUAUUCAUGGUUGGCAUUUUUUUUCUUUCAAGGUUGUGUAUAUGUCAUCCCAUUGUCUUCUUGCCUGCAUGGUUUCUGCCAAAUAACCAGAGCUUAGUUUUAUUGUUUCUCCUCUGUAUGUGACUUUUUUUUUUUUUAAAGCUGCUUUCCAGAUUUUUCUUUGUCUUUGUUUUUUGUGAGUAUGAUUAUGAUAUGUCUUGGUGUUUUUUGGGGGGAGUCUAUCCUAUAUGGGGUUCGUUGAACUUCUUAUAUGGUCAGCUUUUUAUCAUUCAUGAUUUUAGGGAAGUUUUCUGUCAGCAAUUCUUUAGUGAUCCUCUCUGUGUUUUCCAUUUUCUCUCUCUGUUCUGGAACUCCAAUCACUCGCCAGUUUUUGCAUUUGACUGUUAUCCCACAUAAUUCUCAGGGUUUCCUCAUUUUUCUUUGUUCUUUUUUCUGAUUUUUCCUCACAGAGUUGUUUCCAAGUAUUUGUCUUCAGUUUCACUGAUCCUGUCUCUCAUCAUUUCAGACCUGCUCCUCUGUCCUUCAGUGAAACUGUCCAUUUCUGAAAUUUUGUUUAUCUUUUGGAUUUCUAAUUGUUGUUUUUGUAUGAUUUCCAGUUGUGAAUUUAUUUAGGUGUAUUGUUUCUGUAUUAUUUUCCUGAGUUCUUGCAUUUGUGUGUGUGUUUGUGUAUUUCCCAUGAAUUUGCCUUUUCCAUAAAUUUGUCUGGUUUUUGCUUCAACUCUUGGAUAGCUCUGAAUAUUAGAGAUUUGAAUUCCUUGUCAGGAAUAUUUGUGCCUUUUCUUCUACUGGAAAGUCAUCUGAUGUUUUAUUUUGGACACCUACUGGAACCAUCCUGUCCUUUUUUUAAAUAUGUUUUGAUAUUGUUUGCUGUCUUUGAGACAUCCAGUAGUUAUUUUCUUCAUUUCUUAUUGUAGAUUUGUUUUGUCCAGAUUUUUUGUAUUAUUUGGUUAUAUCUGAGCAGCAGGCUGUGCAUUCUUUGUUGUUUGUUCAUCUGUAGUCACGAUAUUUUUCACCUUCUUGUCCAAUGGAUGGGGCUAGUCACUCAGCUGUGGUGUAGCAGGGCAUGUCCAGCUAAAGGGGAGAGGCUUGGAUGGGUUGUUUGUGGCACGUACUAGGGCCAACAGGGUGGUCCAGGAAUCAGUGCCAGGCAGGUUCCGGUAGGCUGUGCCUGUGCUGCUUGGAGGUGUGAUAUUCGGCGCAUGAUGCAGGUAGGCAGGAAAGAGGGGGAAGGUUGUGAUGUAUGGAGGUAAUACAGGUACGGGAAAGAGGAAAGAGAAACAGGAGCCAAAAACUAACAAACGAAGCAAAAAAAAAAAAAAAGUGCAGAGGGUGUUUGCCGUUGGAGUGAGAGAGAUGAGAAAUGAGAAAUGGAGAAAAGGAAAAAGGGGGGGAAAAAAACUAGAUAAAAAUUUGGAAAAGUGAAGCCCUAGGGAUCCCACUGGUGCAGCCGUGAAUACUGAUUAAGUAUCCUAGGCUGCACAGUUCAGCCUGGCUAGUUUUUUUUUUUAGUGAAGGUGUAGAUGUCACACAGCACCACGUAUUCAGGAGAGAGGAAAAGAAAGUAAGUGCGGACAGACAAGACCUUAGAAAUGAAGAAAGACAGAAAGGGAAAAAGAAGAAAAACAACAUGCCCCCAGGGAUCCUGUCUAUAUGGCUGUGCAGAUUUGGGGAGUGGUCCUAAGCUGUGCAGCGCAGCCUGGUUAGAAGGGGCUCCAGAGUGUGAAAAGAGAAAGAGAUCAUAUAAACAAACAAAACAAAACAGAACAAACCAAAAAAAAAAAAAAAGCUUCAAGGAUCCUAUCAUUGUGGUGUUGCGAGCCAGUGGAGUGGCACCCCAGUUAAGCAGGGCUUCACAGCCUUUCAAGAAGAAGCAAAGAUGGCACACAGACCCAGGAGGGGGAAGGUAGUAGGAGGCACGGAAGAAACCAACAGACAUGGAAAGAAGCAACACCAGCUCAGGGAGCCGGCCAUUGUGGGUGGGGUGAAUCCAAGCAGCCUGGGGUGGAAGCAGUUGUCUACUGGCCAGAAGACUGCAUCUUGUGAGAAGCAGAGGCUGAAGGGGGAGGGAUAGAAAAGUGGGAGUUAGGAAAAUUUAUCACUUGUUACCAGGUGCUGUCUCCUGCUGGGAACUUCCUGAAGCUGCUUUCCUAUACUCCCUGUCUGCCAAUCUGCAAUGCGGGUGGGGCAAAUCCAAGUGGCACAGAUGCUGCGCUGUACGGCUGGCUGAGCCACUGCAGCCAACCAGGAAGCUUGGACAUAGAGCAGCAGAGAGAGGAUCAGAGGUGGGAAAGCAUGUAUUGCUGGUUACCAGAUGCUCUGUCUCUUGCUGGGAGCUCCGUAAAGCUGCAUUCUCGCGUUCCCUGUCAGAAGAUCUCUGACAGGAGUCCAAGAAUGCUGCAUUAGCUCGUGAGGAACCUCUGCAUCUAUCUCUCUUCAUUCUCUGUCCUCUCAGUUUCUUAAUCCAUUUGGUAUUUGGCUGAGUUCUUUAUCUCUUCAUUUGACACUUUGGGGUCCAGGAAUGAUAUUUGUCUGUGUUUUACCGAGUUUUUUGGGUCUUGGCUGUGGAGAGAUGAAGAGGUGCUUCUGUCUAUGGCGCCAUGUUUGCUGGAAGUCUCCUUUCUUUAUUUUAACAGUGUCUUGCAGAGCAGAAGUUUUAAAUUUUUUAACCAUUUUCUUUUUGUUCUUUUUCUUGCAUAGAUUUUUAUGUGAAAAUAAAGUCCACAUAAAAAUAUAUAGGUAACAAAACAUUUGCCAAAAUUUUUAAUUUUAGUGAAGCCCAUUUUAUCCAUUUUUUUUUUUCUGUCAUGGAUCGUGAUUUUAGUGUCGUAUCUAAAAAAUCAUCACCAAACCCAAGAUUUCCUAGGUUUUUUCAUAUGUUCUCAUCAUGGAGUUUUAUAGUUUUGCAUUAACAUUCAGGCUUUUCAUCCGUUUUGUGUGAAUGUUUAUAAAAGGUGUAAGGUCUGUGUCUAGAUUCCCUUUGCUAGCUAGUGGAUAUACAGGUAUUCCAUUAUCCUUUAUUGAAAAGGCUAACCUUUCUUAAUUAUCUUUGGUCCUUACUCAAAGAUCAGAUGACUGUAUUUUUGUCUGUCUGUUUCUUGGCUCUCUUUUCUGUUCCAUUGGUCUGUUUGCCUCUUUUGCCAGUAGCACAGUGUCUUGAUUACUGUAUUGUCAGACUAAGUCUUGAAGUGAUGUCAUGUCAGUCUGCCAGCUUUGUUCCUCUCCUUCAAUAUUGUGUUGACUCUGAGUCUUUGUUCUUUUCAUGUAAAUGUUAGAAAAAGUUUGUCAGUGGUCACAACGUAACUUAGGAGAUUUUGAUUGGGAUUCUGUUGAAUGUACAGAUCACUUUGGGAAGAACUGGCAUCUUGACAAUAUUGAAUUUUUCACACAUGAACAUGGAACAUUUCUUCGUAUAGAUCUUCUUUGAGUUCUUUUAUGAGAGUUUUGUAGGUUUCCUCAGAUAGAUCUUUUAUAUAUCUUGUUAGAUUUUUACUAUCUCAUUUUUGUUGUUACAAAUGUAAAUGCUACUGUUUUUAAUUUCAAAUUACAAUUGUUCCUUACUGAUAUAUAGGAAAGCAAUUUUCUUUUGUAUAUAACCUUUUAUCCUGUAACUUCAAUAUGACUGAUUAUUAGUUUCAUGAGUGUUUUUUUGUUGUUGUUGAUUCCUUGGGAUUUUCCAUAUAGACAAUAAUUUCAAAUGCAAAAAAUGACAAGUUAUUUUCUCCUAAGAGUCUGUUUACUUUUCUUUCUGUUUCUAGUUUUUGUGCUUUACCUAGGACUUCUAGUACAAUGUUGAAUAAGAAUGAUGAGUGGGAACAUCCUUGCCAUAUUCCCAAUCUUAGCAAGAAAGCAUCUAGCUUCUUGCCAAUAGUUAUGAUGUUAACUGUACGGUUUUUGUAGAUGUUUUUAAUCAAGUUGAGGUCAUUUCUUUCUUUUCCUAAUUUGCUGAGAAUUUUUUUUCUGAAUGAGUGUUGUAUUUUGUCAGAUGUUUUUUGCAACUCUGAAUAUGUUUAUAUGAUUUCUUGUUUAAACUGUUGAUGUGUGAUGGAUUACUUUAACAGGGAUUCUCUUCCAAAGGUGUGAUUUGGUUAAUUUCUCAUUUGCUUCUCCCUAAUUUUUACUUUUUUGCAUUUAUUGUUCAUUGCUUAUAAAAUUUUUAGCCUUAUUUCAAAAAUCUAAAAAUAUUAAAUCACUUUUGAAACAUAUACUUAUAUGAGGUGAAAAAUGUAUUAAGUCUGGUAGUCUGUAGCACAAUGGUACAAAACAGUAUAAUUCUUCCCUUCAAAACCUCCCUCACGCUGCACCUUUUUGGUCAAACGUUGCCCCGUCAGAGACUCCCUGGCAGCUGUCCCUGUACAUAUCAUUCACUAUGUAGAUUUUCUAUUCUGGCUCCUGUCACUUAGCAUAAUGCAUUUGAGAGUCAUCCACGUUGAUGAGUGUAUCAGUAGCUUGUCCCUUUUUGUGUAAUAAUUCUGCUGUGUAGACAUGCCACAGUUUGUGUAUUCACCAUUUGGAGGAGAGUUGCAUUUCUAGUUUUUAUGAAUAAAGCUAAAAUAAACUGUCUUGCACAGAUUUUUAUGUGAACAUAAAGUUUUCAUUUUUCUCGCAUAUAUCCUUGGGAGUUGGAUUGCUGUCAUAUGGUUGUCGUCAUCAUCGUUUGGUGCCGUCAAGUCAGUUCUGACUCAUAGCGACCCUAAGUACAACAGAACAAAACACUGCCUGGUCUACACCACCCUCAUAAUUGUUGCUGUGUUUGAGCCCAUUAUUGCAGCUGCUGUGUCAAUCCAUCUCAUCAGGGGCCUUCCUCUUUUUUCCUGACCCCCUACUUGACCAAGUGUGAUGUCCGUCACCAGGGACAAAGUACAUGAGACGAAGUCUCACCAUACUCACUUCAAGGUGCACUCUGGAUGUACUUCUCCCAAGACAGACUUGUUUGUUCUUCUGACAAUCCAUGAUAUAUUCAAUAUUCUUUGCCAACACCAUAAUUCAAAUACAUCGAUUCUUCUUCACUCUUCAUUGUUCAUUGUCCAGCUUUCACAUGUAUAUGAGGUGACUGAAAAUACCAUGGCUUGGGUCAGGCGCACCUUAAUCUUCAAAGUGACACUUUUGCUUUUGAACACUUCAAAGAGGCCUUUUGCAGCAGAUUUGCCCAGUACAGCACCUCAUUUGAUUUCUUGACUGCUACUUCCAUGGGUGUUGAUUGUGGAUCCAAGUAAAAUGAAAUCCUUGACAACUUCAAUUUUUUUCCAUUUAUCGUGAUGUUGUUUAUUGGUCCAGUUGUAAGAACUUUUUUCUGUAUGUUGAGGUACAUGUUUGUAAGAAACUACCAAUCUGUUUUUCAGUUGUGCCAUUCCAGUUGCUUCUGAGAUGUAGAGAGGCUGCUUUCUGAGGGAACCAAGCACACUUCUGUUUGGCACUGGUGCCAGGGAAGUACAUUUGGGUGGGUAGCUUAUCUGACAGGUAGCUCUGUAUUUGCAUACAGAGGGGAUGGCCUGAAGCAGUUUAGAUUAGACCAUAGACCUGUGUCUAUGGGGCUCCUGGCUAUGCCAUCACUAUCACUAUCAGCCUGGUCUGAGCCCAGGUCUUUUCAGAAACAAAAAUAGCAAUUCUCAGCUUCCAACCACAUGAAUUGGGCAUUGCUCGUCAUCACAACAAUUCCUGAAGUCUGGGCCAUACCCUCUCCUGUUGUGGAAUCCAGAAAUAGAUGUACACAUCUGAGUUAGCAGGUCAGUGGGUAGUGAGCGCUCUUUUUACUCAAUCCAUCCGCCUCCGUGUCUGAAGUUUUUUUCCUCUGUAACAGGCAGAGUCAAAGUGUCACCAUGCAGGAGGAAGGGGAGGGUCCAAAGGUGGUGAUGCAGGGUCACAUGUCGCUAGACCUUAGCCGGUUCCUGGUUGCUCCAUCGUCAGUGGGUGCUCCGGAGGUGUGGCCCCUCCAAGAGCUCAGCUUCUUUUGCUAACAUCUGCCCAGCCUGCAGCCCAUCCUGACUGCUGGGAUCAGGAUAGCCACCUUGAGAUUGGAUCCCCAGAAGGAAAUGUGUUGGGAAAUGCAGGCAGUGCUGUUUCAUCUGCUGGGCUCCAUCCUCCCAAAGCCUUCAAAGUAACAUUUGUGUUCUUUCUCCAGAAGGAAAAUCUAUCUCCACCUUUUGUGUCAAGGAGCCUCUGUCUCCAGCCUCAUACUGUCCUCCUGGACCUGGUGAUUCUGGCAUGUUCUAGUGGAAAUUGGGUGUAAUCUCUCUGGCUUUAGUUAUUGUUUAAUGAAGUUUAAUAAAUUAUAUUCAAGUAGGAAGAUAGUUUUUCAGCUUAUUAAGAAGCCCAUGUAUUUAAUGUAAAUAAAUGUAUGAGUGUAUGAAUCAAGAUAAAUACAGAUAUACCAUGAUAAAACUCUACUCACCUGUUCUCAAGUCAUCUCCACCUCACAUCAGUUCGAGAGCCCUGACAGUCCUACACAGCUUUAAAAUAUGGGGGUCUCUAAGAAGAAGGGUCAUGUAGGCUCAUUUAUUUUACUAGCAUUAAUUGAAACUGAACUUAUAUAAGCAAGGUGAGUUUUGUCAAAUGGAAUUUCUCUUAUUAUAUAUAUAUAUAUAUACACUGAACUUCUUAUUUAAAGAAAAUCUGUACUUCAAUAAAAGGAGCACCCAUAACCCUAGACCUAGACUCACCAACUGUUAAGAUAUUACCUCAAUUGUCCAAAUAUAUGAAUUCAUUAUUAAGAUGAAACAUUUAAUGGUUAAAAACAAACUGAAUCUCCAUUCACCCACACAAGAAAAGAAAAUUUCUCCAGUUGUCCACAUGUACCUAUUAUAGUUGUCGAUUUUUAAAGCUAGGAUCCCAACAAGAUUUGGACAUUGCCUUUUUAUUUUUGAUCUGUUUUGCAUACUGCAUUUGCCUGCAGUUUUUCUUUUUAUUGUUCUAAAACUAUAACACUGUGUUUGCCAAUUCAGCAUUUUCACCUAUACAAUUCAGUGACACCGGUUAUAUCAAUCUUGUUAUGCAAACAUUGCCAUAUCCAUUGCCAAAUUUCCAUCAUCAUAAACAAAAGCUCAAUGCUUUCUUAACAGUGAUGUCUCUUUUCCUUCUUCCUUGAACCACUGGCAACUGUUUUGAACUUUGAUCUCUAUACUUCGCCUGUUCUAAAUAUUUCAUAUAAAUGAGAUCAUACAACAUUUUUUCUUUUGCCAUUACUUCACUGAGCAUAAUGUUUCCUAAGGUUCAUCAUGUUACAACACGUAAAACGAUGGUAUUUUUCUUUAUGGCUGAGUAGUAUCCCAUUGUAUGUAUGCAUAUUUUGUUUAUUCAUUCAUCCAUUGAUAGACAUCUAGGUUGUUCCCACCAUUUUGCUAUUGUGAAUAAUGUUGCAAUGGCCAUUGUUGUACAUGUGUCUGUCUGCAUUGUUUCUUUCAAGUCACAAGUAUAUAUCUAGUAGUAGAAUUGCUGGGUCAUGUGGUGGGUCUAUGUUUAACUUUUGGAGGAGCCACCAAGCUGUUUUCCAUAGCACCUCUACCAUUUUGCAUUCCCACCAGCAAUAGAUGAGAGUUUCAGUUCCUCCACAUCCUCACCAACAUUUUUUGUCUUUCUAUUUUUAUAAUCUUGCCCUCCUAGUGGGGUGAAAUCUUGUUUUUUUGAGGUUUUUCUUUUCUGUUGCUUAAAUAUGUGUGUGCGUGUGUAUAAAACACAUUAGCCAAUUCAUCAUUUCUGAGGUGUGUAAUUGAGUGAUAUCAAUUAAAUUAAUCAUGUUGUGCAAACAUCGACCAUAAUCGUUGUCAAAUUCUCCAUCACCAUAAGCAGAAACUCAUUGCUUCCUAAACAAUGAUUCCUCUUUUCACCAUCCCUCCUGCCGCUGGUAACCAAUAAUAAACUUUGUUCUCUACAUAUUUGCCCAUUCCUGUUAUUUCCUGUGAGAUCAUACAAUAUUUGUCCUCUUGUGAUUGACUCAUUUCAUUCAGUGUAACAUUUUCAAGGUUCAUCAGUGUUGUACCAUGUAUCACGAUUCAUCUUUCGGGCUGAUUUGUGUGUAUGCACUACAAUUUGUUUAUCCAUUCAUUCAUGGACAUUUAGACUGUUGCAAGCCUUUUAAUAUUUUGAAUACUGCUGCAGUGAACAUUGGUGAAUGUGUGUCUGCUUGUGUUACUGCAUUUCAAGUCUAUUAGGUACAUACCUAAGAUUGGAAUUGCUGGGUCAUAUGGUAAUUCUGUAUUUAACUUUUUAAGGAGCCACCAAAGUGUUUUCCACAGUGGCUAUACACCAUUUUGCAUUCUUACCAACAAUGGCUAAGGGUUCAAAUUUUCCCACAUUCUCACCAAUAAUUGUUUUCCUUUUUAUCGUAGCCAUCCUAGUGGGAGUGAAGUGGUAUCUCUUUGUGGUUUUGAUUACACCUCCUCAGUGACUAAGGAUGUUGAGCAUCUUUUCAUGUGCUUGUGGAUCAUUUGAAUAUCCUCAUUUGUGAAAUGUCUGUCCAAAUCAUUUGCCCAUUUUUGAUUAGGUUAUUUAUCUUUUUUUAUUAACUUGUAGAAGCUUUAUAUAUAUUUUGGAUGUAAGACCCAUACUGAAUAUAUGGUUAAUGAAAAUUUUCUUCCAGUCUACAGAUUAUUGUUAUAUGUGUCUAUUACUGUAUUAGAAUCAGACUCUUGUGAUUAUUUUAGUUGCAUGAUACAUUUUGAAAUCAAAACUGUGAAUCCUCCUACUUUGGUCUUUUUCAGAGUUACUUUGGCUAUUCACAGCUUCUUGCCAUUCCAUAUAAAAUUGAAGAUUGGUGUUUCCAUUUCCAUUAAAGAAGACUGUUGGCAUUUUGAUUAGAUUGCAUUGAAUCUGUAGAUUGCUUUGAGUAGUAUUGUUAGGGAGAUUAUGCCAUAAAUUUUUUAAAGAGUUAGAUUCAUUUGCCAGUUUGUUUCCCACUCUGGGAUACACAAAUAUACUGGAUGCUUGUUAUAAAUUUCCAUAUAACAUAGUCCACCCUUUGUGAUGUAUAAUUCUAUGGGUCUGACAAAUUCUUAAGAGUCAUGUAAACAUCAAGAUAAUACCACACAGAAUAGUUAUAUCACCUUAAAAAUAACUUGGUGCAGCCCCAUUAUAGUCACCUCCUCCUCCCUUCCUCACUCCUUUCAGCCACUGAUAUGUUUUCUGUCUCUAUAGUUUUACCUUUUCCAGAAUAUUUUAUAAAUGGAACUAUCCAUUAAUUCCCAUUGUGAUCUGACUCCUUUAGCUUAUAAAAAAAUCUGUUUAAGAUUUAUCCAUGUUCUAGUGUCAAUCAAUAGGGAGUUCUGUUUAUUGUUGAGUUGUAUUCCUUUCUAUUGAUGUACCAAAGUUUGUUAACCCAUCCACCUGCUGAAGAACAUCUGGGUUUUUUUUUAGGUUUUGGUGAUGGUGAAUAAAGCUGCUAUAAAAAAUUCCAUACAGGAUUUCGUGUGAACAUAAAUUUUCAGUUCACUUGGGUAAAUCCCUAGGAGUAGGAUCAUGGUGUUGUCUGGUAAAUAUAUUUUAUUUGGAUCCACAGUCAACACCCAUGGAAGCAGCAGUCAAGAAAUCAAAAGGUGCACUGCAUUUGGCAAAUCUGCUGCAAAAGACCUCUUUAAAGUGUUGAAAAGCAAAGAUGUCACCUUGAAGACUAAGAUGCACCUGACCCAAGCCAUGGUGUUUCUAUUGCCUUGUAUGCAUGUGAAAGCUUGACAGUUAAUAUGGAAGACUGAAGAAUUGAUGACUUUGAAUUACGGUACUGGAGAAGAAUAUUCAAUAUAUCAUGGACUGCCAAAAGAACAAACAAUCUGUCUUGGAAAAAGUACAACGAGAAUGCUACUUAGAAGCAAGAAUGGACAUGUUAUCAGGAGGGAUCAGUCCCUGGAGAAGGACAUCAUGCUUGGUAAAAUGGAGGGUCAGUGAAAAAUAGGACAAUCCUCAAGGAGAUGGAUUGACACAGUUGCUGCAACAAUGGGCUCAAGUGUAGCAACGAUUGUGAAGAUGACGCAGGACCAAGCAAUGUUUCAUUCUGUUGUGUAUAGGACACUGUUAGUCGGAACCAACUCGAUGGCACCUAACAACAACAGACCUGCACAACCAAACACAGUAACUAAGAGCCCAGUGCGGUAUUGACAAAAUGAACUGUGGGUAGUAAAGCUAAGAAACUGGAUUAUUAACUUUAUUUAAUUUUAAUUAACUUCAGUUUAACAAUAAACUUGAUUUGAUUAUUGGAAAAGUAGGUUUGGUGUAACAUCAGUUUAUUAAUCUACUUUUUGAACAGGCAAUUUUAUGAAAUGUAAAUGCCAUUCAAAAAUUUACAAUGCAAAUUUCUUAUCCACACCGAGAUCUGCUGUUUCCACUACCUGGAAGAUUUAGUACAAAAAGAAAGAAAUGUAAAAUGUCUCAUAAAUGACUUUAUAUACAUGACUUUAGUUGUUAAUUUCUUUAAAAAUGUAUGUAUUAAUAAUAAUUGGAUAUUGGUUUAACUAAGAUACAUCAUUAUAAAUAAUUUAACAUUUAAUUUUUUAAUUUGUAAUAUGUCUACUACAUUUUUCUGAAAUUACAUCUGUGGGUUGCAUUACAUCUGUAUUAAACAGGGCUGCUCUAGACUCAACAUCCAUUUUACAAGAAAUACAGGAGACAAAGUUAAUUAAACAAAAUUAUGAAAAAACCACCUAAGUGUUAAAUAUUUUACCAGACAACUCGCCUUCAAUAUUCAAGAGUCAAUAUGAUUAAAAAAAAAAAUUGCUGGCAAAUGUACUAUGUAAAACAGAUUUAAGGCUUUUUAUCCACCACUCCAGCCUCCUCCCUCCUUCCCCAUUUCACCAUCCCAUUAGCCUCCCAGCUGCUAGUGGUUCCAUGAAGGUGCAUCAUACCUCCUUCUCUCAGAACAAUAUGAUGCUGCUUCUCGAUAGAAAACACAAAAACAAGAAUACAAGAGGAAUUCCUCAAUAGGAGUUAAGGGCAUUUAUAAUAAACCCACAGCAAACAUACUCAGUGGAGAAACACUUAGAGCUUUCCCCUUAAGAUUGGAAACAAGGCAAGGAUGCCUGCUCUCAGCAGUAUUAUUCUAUAUUGUACUGGAAAUCGUAGCCAGAGCGAUAGGAAAAGAAGAAGAAAAGGGAUCCAAAUUGGGAAGAAAUAAAUCUAUUCCUAUUCUCAGAUGACCUUGCGCUAUAUAUAGAAAAUCUCGAAGAACGCACAAGAAAGACUUCUGAGCUAAUAGAAGAAUUCAUCAAAGUUGCAGUAUACAAGGUCAACACAUAAAAACCAGUUGGGUUCUAUACAACAGCAAUGAACAAUAAAAAAAGGAAAUAAAAAAAAUUCCAUUUACAAUAGCAUGUAAAAGAAUAAAAUACCUAGGAAUAAAUUUGGCCAGGGAUGUGAAAGACUUAUACAAGGAAAAAUACAAAGCACCGAUGCAAAUACCUUAAAGAAAAAUAAAUGGUAAGAUACUCCAUGUAUUGGCAGAGUACAGGGUCUGCGGAAAAGAGGAAGACCCUCGAGGUGGAUUGACACAGUGGCUGCAACAAUGAGCUCAAGCGUAAGAAGGGUUGUAAGGAUGGCGCAGGACUGGGCAGAGUGUUUCCUUCUGUUGUACAUAGGGUCGCUAUGGGUCGUAACGGACUCGAGGGCUCCUAACAACAACAACAAAGAUGGACAAAUAAUUAUGAGGAGCAAACAAAUUAUUUCUCUAAAGAACGUGGUAAAUUUUUUACAAAUGGCCGAAUGUGCAAAUAGCAUCUUUGCUCCCAAAGGGUAUUAGAAAUCUCUGACUACUUAUGUCCACAUUCAGAAAAGUUAGGCUUUUAUCUAUAGAGGAAAUAAAGCAGCAGUGCCCAGCUCACAAAUCCCUUGAGAAGCCACUAAGCCCCACGGGCACUAGGUGGACUCCUCUUGUCCGCGCACGGAAGCCUUCCCCUUCGCCACGCUGCCCCCCAAAACCGGAAGCGGAAGUGCGCGACCACGGAACGGCAGCCGUGUUUCGUAGCGCUCCCGCUCCGGUGUGAGGUAGGUUUUGCAUCUGUAGGCCUCCUGCUUUGACUGCUCCAGAGCCGCUGGGCUUCAUAUAGUCGCGCUGUGCCCGUGACCUCCAUCCGCCGCUGGCGCUUUCCUGCUUUUUUGCCGCCGCCUCCGUUUAUUUACUUUCUUGCUGCCGCCGCCUCUUCUUUCCCUCUGAGAACCCGGCCUAUUGCGCCUACUUCCGCCUGGGCCGCGCGCGGCUCGUUCCUAUGGGGUUCGGGUUGGGACGGUGGAGUAGGUGGGCUGGAUCUGGUUUUCUCGGUGCAUUUACACGUAAAUUGCGGGAAUCCUCGCCGCGCAAUAGCGUAACUACCACGCCGGCAGCGUCAGCCUCACUUGGGAGUUUGAGAGAAAUGAAGAGUCACGGGCCUCAUGGACUCUCAGUGUAGUUAGCCUGAGUCCAAAUGUUUUGCCGCCCACCAGGCUCCCCUUUGUUUUCAUCACGGCAGGGCUCUUGCUAAGUUUUGCUGGUCAUAAAAAGCCUAAGAAUAUGGUGAGGAAUAACCCCCCCUCCCCACUCUAAUGGUUAAGGAAUCAUGGUGACGCAUUGGUUAAAGAGCUGGACUGCUAACCAGAGGGUCGGCGGUUCCCAACAACCAGCAGUUUUGCGGGAGAAAAAGUAGAAGUCUACUUCCUAGAGAAUUACAGCCUUUGGAAACCUUAUGGGAUUGCUAUGAGAUGGCAGUGGGUUUGCUUUAUAGGUUUUGAGUCUAAUGGUUAUGGGUAUGUAAGGUAGAUGAAGAAUUUAGAAAUACGAAAUUUGUAGUACACGCAUUUAAGACCUUACUUAUCCUAAGGUCAGGAGGAAAAUAUUUAGAGGCACAUUUGUAGGAAUUUCUGAUUGUAAGGCAAAAAUUUUCUCAUGACUUUGUGAGACACAGCAUGUCCAGCCCUUGUUGGUUUAAUGUAGAAUGUGUGUAGUUGAACAGACUUGAUAUAGGUGAUGAGAGGUUUAUGGAGAUCACCUACCCAGUGUUUGAACAAGAUCUUCAGAGAAUGGCUGAGACAGAAUCUGUGUGGGAUUGCAUGCUGGUGAUUCAACUACAGUUUUUGCUACAAAAGAACCACACAUUGUAAUAGGUUGAAAGCUUCUUGGGGCAUACUCCCACUGUGAGGCUAGCGAGUGUAUACUCAUAUUGAGUGCAAAAUAGGAACCGUGUGUAAUGAAAGUAAUCAAAAUACUUGAAUAGAUUCUAGAGGAUCACCCACGCUAGCGUUGCAAAAAUCACCUCAUCCAUUGUGAUAAAUAUCGUACAACGCACUGUCGUUUAAAUAAAGGUACAACUAUUAGAAAAUCAUGAUUCAUGAUAAAAAAGCUUAAAUUGAUGAGUAAGUAAUUUGUGGCAUGUGUAAUAUGACUAGAGAAUGUGUUUCUUCUUGAACCAAAUGAAAUAAUAUAGAAUGAAGGCAAUGUUUAUUUCAAAUCUACUGAAUGUAAGAGCAAAAAAAGGACAGUAUCUUACAUGAAAAAAAACUUAUGAAAAAAUACAUAGACACUGAAGAGUCUACGGUGUCUCUUGGUGGCAGAAAUGGUUAAAUUACUAGCUGAAAAGUUGGUGGUUCAAACCCACCCAGAAGUGCCUUGGAAGACAGGCCUUGCGAUCUACUACCAAAACAUCAUCCCUAUGGAGAAGUUCUACUCUGCACACAUGGGGUAACCAUGAAUAGGAAUAGACUCAGUGACAACUAACAAGAAGAACAGAAAUCAAGCAGCAGCUGCAUAUAUUAUUUCAAAAAUUUUAGAUGUCUAAAUUUAAGUGUCAUGUUUGAGAAAUUAUUGCUAACAUCAGAGCCUUAGUGUAAUCUGUUGUUGUUUUUUAACUGUUUAGAAUUGUAAUUCACAAGAUGUUUCGGUUAUGGAAAUUGUUCUUGUGGUGUACCGUCAAGUGGAUUCUGAAUUAUAACAAUUCUAUAGGACAGAGUAGAACUGCCCCUUAGGGUUUCCAAGGCUGUAAUCUUUACAGAAGCAGAUUACCACAUCUUUCUCCCUUGGAGCUGCUGGUGAGUUUGAACCGCCGACCUUUUGGUUAGUAUCCAGUUGCUUAGCUACUGCACCACUCCUUGCUGUGAAUGUAAUCCUGUUACUUUAUAUACAUUAAUAACAUGAUCCAGAUCCAGUUAUCUUAGAAAGCUCGCUCUCUACACGCUGCAGUUCCUCAAAUGUGAUUUUAUUUCUUUAGUUUAGUACAGCCUAAGGUUGGCAUUAAAUCUAAGUACCCUCUUUAUAUCCCCAUAGUAUCUAAAUUUUCCUCAUUUCGUUUACACACUUAGACCAAGAAACUAAGUUGCUUCUUUUUUUUUUUUUUUUAGCAGUGUUAUUUCAUUCUAUCUAUUUGUGUGUGGGGCUGGGGAGGGCAAAAUAUAGGUAACAAAACCUUUUCCUAUUUCAUCCAUUCUUACAUGUACAAUUCAGUAACAUUAAUGACUUUCAACAUGUUGUACAACCAUCACUACUGUCAGUUUCCAAGUUUUUCUGUCACCGUUAGCAGAAACUGAGUGCCUCUUAAGCAUUAACGCCUCCUUUGUCCCUCCCAUCAGCCCUUGGUAGUCACUAAUAAACUUUGGUCUCUAUUUAUUUGCCUAUUCUAGAUAAUUCGUGUAAGUGAGAUAAUACAGUAUUUAUCCUUUUAUAUCUGACUUAUUUCACAUCCUGUUGUUAGGUGCUGUCAAGUCGGUUCCAGCUCAUAGUGACCCUGUGUACAACAGAUUGAAACACUGCAAGUUCUGCUCCAUCUUCAUGAUCAUUUUUAUGCUUGAGCCCUUUCUUGCAUCCACUGUGUCAGUCCAUCUCGUUGAGGGUCAUCCUCUUUUUUGCAGACCCUCUGCUUAACCAAGCAUGAUGUCCUUCUCCACGGACUGGUCCCUCCUGAUAACAUGUCCAAGGUAUGUGAAAUGAAGUCUUGCCAUCCUUGUUUGUAAGGAGGAUUUUGGCUAUACUUUUCCCAAGACAUAUGUGUUUGUUCUUCUGCCAGUCCAUGGUAUAUUCACUGUUCUUCACCAACACCGUAAUUCAAAGGUGUGAAUUCUUCACCCUUCCUUAUUCAUUGUCCAGCUUUCACAGGUACAUGAGGCGAUUGAAAAUAUCGAGCCUUGGGUCAGGAGCACCGUAGUCCUUAAAGUGACCUCUUGCUUUUUAACAAUUCAAAGAACCAUUCUGCAGCAGCUUUUCUCAAUGCAGUGUGCCCUCUAAUUUCUUGACUGCUGCUUCCAUUGGCAUUGAUUUUGAAUCUAAGUAAAAUGAAACCCCUGAUAACUUCAGUUUUGUCUUUGUCUGUCAUGACGUUGCUUAUUGGUCCAGUUGAGAGGAUUUUCUUUUCUUUAUUUUGAAGUAUGUAUUAAAGGCUGUAGACGUUGACCUUCAUCAGCAAGUCAUUCGUAUCCUCUUCAUUUCCAGCAAGCAAGCUUGUGUCAUCUGCAUAUUGUCGGUUGUUAAUGAGUCUUCCUCCAAUCCUGAUGCCCCAUUCUUCUUCAUAUAGUCCUGCUUCUCGGAUUAUUUGCUCAGCAUACAGAUUGAAAAAGUCUGGUGAAAGGAUACAACACUGACGCACACCUUUCCUGAUUUUAAACCACGCCGUAUACCCUUAUUCUAUUCGAAUGACUUCCUCUUGGUCUAUAUACAGGUUUCUCAUGAGCACAAUGAAGUGUUCUCAAAUUCCCAUUCUUGCAGUGUUACCCAUAAUUUUGAUGCACACAGUCGAAUGCCUUUGCAUAGUCAAUAAAACACUGGUAAACUUCUUUCUCGUAUUCUCUGCUUUCAGGCAGGAUCCAUCUAACAUCAGCAGUAAUAUCCCCGGUUCCACAUCCUCUUCUGAAACCAGCUUGAAUUUCUGGCAGUUCCCUGGCGAUGAACCGCUGCAACUGCUUUUGAAUAAUCUUCAGCAGUAUUUUAGGUGCAUAUGAUAUUAAUGAUAUUGUUUGAUAAUUUCUGUAUGCUGUCAGAUUACCUUUCUUUGUAUUAGGCAUAAAUAUGAAUCUUCCAGUUCGUUGGCCAGGGAGUUUUCUUCCAAAUUUCUUGGCAUAGACAAACGAGCACUUCCAGCGCUGCAUCUGUUGAAACAUCUCUGUUGGUAUUCCGCCAACUCCUGGAGUCUUGUUUUUCGCCAGUGUCUUCAGUGCAGCUUGGACUUCUUCCUUCUGUGUUAUCGGUUCUUGAUUAUAUGGUCCCUCCUGAAAUAGUUGAAUGUUGACCAGUUCUUCUCGGUAUAGUAACUCAGUGUAUUCCUUCCAUUUUCUUUUGGUGCUUCCUGCAUCGUUCAGUAUUUUGCCUGUAGAAUUCUUCAGUAUUGCAGCUCAACGCUUGAAUUUUUUUGUUCAGUUCUUUGAGCUUGAGAAAUGCCGAGCGUCUUCUUCCCUUUUGAUUUUCUACCAUCUUUGCACGUAUCAUUAUGAUACUUAAUUUGUCUUCUUGGGCCACCCUUUGAAAUCUUGUGUUCAGCUCUUUUACUUGAUCGUUUAUUUCGUUGAAUUUAGCUACUCAGCAUCCCAGAGUAAGUUUCAUAGUCUCUGUUGACAUCCAUUUUCUUUUCUUUAUUUUCUGUCCUUUUAAUGACCUCUUGCUUUAUUCGUAUAUGAUGUCCUUGAUGUCAUUCCAGAACUCUUCUAGUCUUUGGUCAUUAGUAUUCAAUACAUCAAAUCUAUUCUUGAAAUGGUUUCUAAAUUCACUUAGCAUAGUGCUUUCAAGGUUCAUCCAGGUCAUAGCAUUAACGAGAACUUCAUUUCUUUUUAUGACUGAGUAAUAUUCUUAUUUGUGGAUGUACUGCAUUUUGUUUAUCCAUUCAUCUGUUGGUGGCCAUUUGGGUUGUCUCCAUUUUUUGUCUGUUAUGAACAGUGCUGCAGUGACCAUUGGUGUAAAAGUACCUCCUUACACUCCUGCUUUCAAGCCUUUUUGGUAUGUACCUGUUGUUGCUAUCGAGUGAGUUUUUGACUGAUAGUGACCCCAUGUCGCAGGGUAGAACUGCCACUUAAGGUUUUCUACGCUGUAAAUGGGAAACCCUGGUGGUGUAGUGGUUACGUGCUACAGCUGCUAACCAAGAGGUCGGCACUUUGAAUCCACCAGGCUCUCCUUGGAAACUGUGGAGCACUUCUAUUCUGUUCUAUAGGGUCGCUAUGAAUCGGAGUCGACUCGAUAGCAGUGGGUGUUUUUUUUUUUAAUCUUCAUUGGAGCAGAUCACUAGGUCUUUCUCCUGGGGAACCACUGGGUGGGUUCAAAUUAUCAACUUUUCGUUAGCAGCCACAUACUUAAUUUCUGCCAGCAAGACCCCUAAAUAAUGGAAAUUUUUGGUUCGUAGGGUAAUUGUAUGUUUACCUUUUUGAAGUACCGCCAAACUGUUUUCCACGGAGGCUGUACCAUUUUACAGUCCCACUAACAAUGUCUCCACAUUCUCCCCAACUCUUGCUUUUUGUUUGCCUGACAGUAGUUAUCCUAGUAGCGUUGAGGUGGUAUCUCAUUGUGGUUUUGAUUUGGAUUUUUCUAGUAACUACUGGCAUUUUGUGUGUGACUGGCCUUGAGCAUCUUUUCAUAUGUUUAUUGGCUAUUUGCAUAUUUUCUUUGGUGAAAUAUCUAUUUAAACUUCUUGCGGUUUUUCAAAUGGUUUGUUUGUCUUUACGUUGCUGAGUGGUAAACCCAUUGCCAUCCAGUUGAUUCCAACUCAUAGCGACCCAAUAGGGCAGAGUAGAACUGUCUCAGAGGGUUUCCAAGGAGUGGCUAGUGGAUUUAACUGCCAACCUUUUGGUACACAGCCAAGCUCUUAACCACUGGGACCCAGGGCUCCUUGUUGACUGGUAGGAGUUCUUUAUAUAUCCUGGAUAUUAAACCCUUAUGAGAUAUAUGACUCUCAAAUACUGCCUCCCAUUCUGUGGGUUGUCUCUUCGAUUUGUUGAUAAAGCACAAGGUUUUUUAUGUCCAGGCAUAAACCAGUAACUUGACAUUUACCUCCCAAGUGGUGGAUGCCGAGAGCUGGGCAACUCCAUUGUGGCAGUGAAGGAGUUUAUUAGAAGGACUGACAUACAAAGCCAAGCCCUGAGCAGCUGCAGGACCAAAGCAGAUCUCUGUGCUCCUCAGGGGGAAGCCAUAGGUUUUAUACUGGUGGUGGACAUUACUGUCUCCAGGCUAGGGGUUACAUAGGAAUGACUCAGCAGAUGGUAGUGAACUAGUGGACCACACAAGUGCGCUCAUGGUCGGCCUCACAAAACCUCUUUACCCUUCAGUCCACCCUUCAAGGCUGGCUGUUAAAACUUAACAUGUUCCCUCUGUUGUGCCAUAGCAUGACAGACCCCGUUAUCUCCCUCUUGGGAACAGAUAUAGAAGUGAGGUUGGCCAGGCGCCAUAUGGUGCUUGCACAUGUAUAAGAGACAGAGAAAGUUACUGUGUGCUUAGACAGGGAGAAGAUUCCUCUAAUAAGGAGAAGGAACUGGGAAAGAGAAGGUGACCCAGUUUUUAGCCCCCUUAUCAAAGAAUGUUCUGGGCCCAAGGACUUUACUUAGGUAGUCUGGAUGUGAGGUGUACAGGCAGAUCGUUCCCCCAGCAAUCCAUCCCCUGAUUCGGAUUGCGGUGCCAGAAAAAGAAGCAAAGCAGUACGAAGUCCUGGUAUGCACAUCACUCAUUUUGGUUGUUGAGCUGCAUGUCCAUGAUUUGGUUCCUAACUCUGGUGAAUGCUAUAUCUGUGCAUCAUUUGAGGCAGCAUUUAAAGAGGGUUACCAGUAGGACUCUCCCCAGAGAAUUCAUCAGGCCUACUUGGAGGAGAGAUCCCAACUAGUCACCCCCGUCGUGGCUUAAUCCAAGCUGUGUGAAUAGAUCAAAGGACUGCAUUUGUCCAAUCUUAGAUAUGUGUAACAUGUUCUGAUUCACUUAUGUAAAAACAGCAUGUUACUCCCAACAUGGCACAUUAUGUGAACAUUACAAAUUUCAGUACAAGUAAUACAAAAACUCCCUUUCUCAGCACAAUUGAACAAGCUGUUACCAUUGCCAGACGAGGCUAAUUUAGACUUGGUGUAGUCAGUCAAUGUAUGUUGAACCACCUAGACAUAUUGUGCAAGUUCUCCGUGUCCAGAGUACGUCACCUCAGUCUUAAAAGUACUGUGCACAGAGUCAAACCAUCCGGUCUCAAGCUGUUUACGUUUUUAACACACAGAGAAAUUUUUUUCUAAAGCUGGAGCACUCCCCACAGGCAGCUUUCAUAUUUCAAAAGGUGUUUUCCAUGAAUAAUGGAGUCAACUGUAUUUAUUUACCAUGUGAUUUUCUCAGUAUACCAGGUUACGCAUUCAUUUGGUCCAUGAGGUGUCCUCCAGAGUAUGGGGCUACCUUUCAUGAAUUCUAGCAGGAUGGGGCUGAAUCUGCUGUCCAAAGCUGAGGGGGCAGGGCUGCCAUGCCCAAAGGGCAUAAACACUGGUCCUGCCAGGGCCGAGGAUGUGGGGUCACCACUCAGAUGGACUAGGAGAGUGGGCCCACCCAGAUGCAAGGGAGCAGAGUUGCUGUUUCAGUAGGCCUGGAAGGCAGAGCUGAAGCCUAGGGACUAGGAACCUCCACCCAGAAUCUGGAGAAUGUGGCCAACGCCCAGCAUCUGCAGAGCAGGGCCCUUGCCUAGGUGGUUUCAGAGAACUGAAGAUUAUUUUCAAGCCUUGCAAGCUAAUAUGAUGUGUUUUGCUGACUUGCUUGGUGCGUGUUACCCCUUCUUUCCCUGCAAUUUCUCCCAUUUGUAAUGGAAAUGUCUGCUUUAUGCCUGUUCCACCAUUGUACUUUGGAAGCGGAUAAUUUAUACUCCAGAUUUCACUGAUAAAGAGGAAUUUUGCCUCAGGUAGAAUUUGAACUUGGAGUUGAUUUAAGACUUUUGGGGUGAUAUAAUGGGGUAAAUACAUUUUACGUGUGGCAAGGACAUGAAUUUUGUGGGGCCAAAGGGCAGAAUGUUAUAGAUUGAAUUAUUUCCCUGAAAAAUGUCUGUCAGCUUGGCUAGGGCCAUGAUUCUGAGUAUUGUGUGGUUGUCCACCAUUUUGUGAUCUGAUGUGAUUAUCUGAUGUAAAUUCUAAUCUCUGAUGGUAAUGAGGCAGAACUCAAUCUACAGGAUUAGAUUGUAUCUUGAGUAGGUCUCUUUUGAGAUAUAAAAGAGAGAUCGAGCACAGAGGAGAGGGACCUCAUACCACCAUGAAAGAAGAGUCAGGAGUGGAGUGUGUCCUUUGGACCCGUGGUCCCUGUACUGAGAAGCUGCUAGACAAAGGGAAGAUUGAUUACAAGUACCUUGCCCCGGAACUGACGGAGAAAGCUCCCCUGGAGCCAGCACCCUGAAUUUGGACUUUUAGCCUCCUAGACUGUGACAGGAUAAAUUUCUGUUUGUUAAAGCCAUCCACUUGUGACAUUUCUGUUAUAAUGUGACAGGAUAAAUUUCUGUUUGUUAAAGCCAUGAAGCCCUAGAUAAUAAAAGAACCUAGCCUGAGAGUCAGGUUAGAUUGCUUGAAAAGGAAAAUUACUUAAGUGAAUAUCAUGGAUUGAAUCGUACCCCCAAAAUAUGUGUCAGCUUGCUUAGGCCAUGAUUCCCAGUAUCCUGUGGUUGUUUCCCAUUUUGUGAUUGUAAUUCUAUGUUAAAGAGGUGUCAUGAGGAGGGAGUCGCUAUCGACUACUCCAAACAAUUUGUGUCUUUCCAUAAUGUCUUUAUUAAUUAUUAAGCACACAGGUUCUUGACUACCCCGGAUGCCAGAGGCCUCAGACACCAAAAGGGUGAGAGAGAGGGCAAGCAACUUUACGGUAAACUAACUCCAAAGUCUAAAGUCCAACAUCCAAAGUCCAGACGUCUCUGUCACUCUUGACCACUGUUGAGCUCAGGAGCACUGUAUCAGGCCUCUGCUUCAGCAAGACUUUCGUCAAGCUAGGGUCGCAGAGGGAUGGACUUCCCUUCAGACUGAGUGGAGACCGGCUUGGCUCGAAGGCCAGUUGCCAUUACUACCGAACUCAGCUGGCUCUGGGACCUCAGUCGAUCAACCUCUCGCACAGAGAGUCCUCUGGCAGGUGAAGGGUCUCAGACCACCUCUCCACUGUCUGAAAGUGGGUGGCUCUGAUAUGCUCCAAGCAAAGUUGAGUCUUAGUGGCUCUUCUUUUAUACACGUUGGGGCUCUCUGAGUCCUUUUGGUUGGUGUUAAUAAGUACUUGCUUAUGACUUAGCUGGAGCUUUUUGAGCCCAUUUGGUUGAUAUUGAUAAGUCCUUGUUUGUGACUUGGUUGGUCCUGGUUCUUCUGUUGAUAAAGUUGUUUUUUUCCUCUAGGUUACAUCAUCAUCUUUAUCUCCUUUCUUCACAUGUUGUUUACUUUUUUCAUUUGUUUUCAGCUAGCCUGCUUUCCACAAGAGGAUUAGGGUGAGAUUGUAACACCCUUACUAAGGUCACACCCCUGAUCCAAAGGGAGUUUCCCUGAGGUUGAAAGAGAAAGUGUUCAGGAAUUCCCCCAAACUUCUCAGAAGCUUAUGGACUGAGAGCAAAGAAAAAGCAAGGCUGAAGGGGAAUGUUACCACAAAUUGCAGAUUCGAGCCACCUGCUGCAAAGCCAAUACUGAGACAGGAGGAGGUCCCAGGUGUGAAACAGGGAGAACUAGUGUACAGUCUAGGCAGCUGGGGACUUAGAGCAACCGUCUUGUACAUUUGAAAAUCACAAGUAAGGGUUUCAGCUACCCUGACUGGUAUGUGGAACAAACAUUCAUCUGCCUCCAGACUGCCUAGUGGCCCUGCUUCCCAUCCCUCUUGGGCCCAGAGAGGACAUUCACUUAGACUUCGAGAAGCUGGAGCAAGGACAUGGGUGGAGAAGCUGUCAUGGUCUGUUUCUUUAUGUGGUUUGAUAUGGACUGCUGUCUCCGAGCCAUCACUGGGAAACUAGAUUUUCCAGUUCCUCAGGACUGUCAGCUUCACCCAUCCUUUUGCACACAUGGGAGUGCAUGGUAUCUUGCUGAAGCGGAGUAUGUGGGAUG
Molecule: messenger RNA, 33472 nt
Organism: Loxodonta africana (African savanna elephant)
Lineage: Eukaryota; Metazoa; Chordata; Mammalia; Proboscidea; Elephantidae
Product: zinc finger protein OZF-like
Exons: 9
Coding region: 3290-4948 (552 amino acids)
Biological process (GO): regulation of transcription by RNA polymerase II
Cellular component (GO): nucleus
Molecular function (GO): DNA-binding transcription factor activity, RNA polymerase II-specific; RNA polymerase II cis-regulatory region sequence-specific DNA binding
Source: RefSeq, a predicted model, not a curated record